Messenger RNA from Aspergillus homomorphus CBS 101889, 3974 nucleotides. Its product is annotated as putative nuclear migration protein. Bases 1 to 3813 code for a protein of 1270 amino acids. Lineage: Eukaryota; Fungi; Ascomycota; Eurotiomycetes; Eurotiales; Aspergillaceae. Gene Ontology annotation, cellular component: cell cortex; mitochondrion. Gene Ontology annotation, biological process: maintenance of protein location in cell cortex; dynein-driven meiotic oscillatory nuclear movement; microtubule cytoskeleton organization. The transcript has 2 exons. Gene Ontology annotation, molecular function: phospholipid binding; tubulin binding. The record is from RefSeq and is a predicted model, not a curated record.
AUGGCCACCAACACCGUGUAUACCAGCUCCUCAGUAGCAAAAGCAACGCCCUCGUCUACACCUCCAAGAACCACGCCCAUCCGAAUACAGGUGGACUCCCCACACAGUGAACUCUCCUCUCCUAGCUUACUGCCGAUUCACAAUUUCUCAUCUCCGGUAAUGAUCGAUUAUGACGACCUUGGUGAGGAAGACAGUCUUUCUCCGCUCGAUCCUCGGCGCUUCACCCCAACGCUGCAUGCCUCUUUGGUUUCAGAAAUCCUAUCGCUCCGGCGAGAUGUGGAAAAUAAACUGAAGGCGAUUGAGAAUCUGGAGCAUACAUUGGACGAAUCGCGCACAGAGAAUGAAAGCCUUAGUGAGCGGCUCUCAAAGAGCCUGAAAGAGUCUCGCUCGCUCAAGCAGCAGCUGCAGCUUUUAGAAGGUGGUUCGUCCUCCGCUAUUAGUGAGAUAGCUAAGGAGAGGGACCAAGCAUUGGAAAAUAUUGCGGAUGUUCGCAAGAAAUUGGAGCAAGCACAGAAGAAGGCUCGCACUCGCGAAGAGGAAGCAGAAAGAACAGUGCAGCUGUGGGAUCGGGACAAGGAUACCUGGGACGGGGAACGCAGAAAUCUAGAACGUAAGAUCCAUGUGGUUGAAGGUCGUUUGAAGGUGGUCUUGAAUGAAAUGGCUGCAGCACAGGAAGCACGCUCUUUUCAUCUCAUCCAGGAAAGAGAACGCAUAUCAGGAGCCAAAGAUGAGCUUGCAGGAAAGGGUAGUGAUACAGCAAGCAUCGCCUCAAGCAGCGAAGGACGCCGCCGGACAAGCAUUACGAGUGUGAGCACCGAGAACUGUGACGAAUUCGAUUACCACAAUGUGCGCUACUCCAUGGCAAGCAUUACCAACCUCCCUGGUGGCAAGGGCGAAGGAUUGAAUCUAGCACAAGAGCUUGCUUUUGAUGAAGAUGACGGAUUUCAGUCUUUCGACCAUCGCUUCAGGCCUGAUUCUCCCGAAGCUCUGCCAGAGGAGCGGCCUGCCUCGGUACAUUCCCAGCUAUCUAGUACGAUAAGCAUGGGGGCCAAGGCAAGGAGAAUCCUCGGGCUUUCCCUUGGUAGCAUGGAUGGUUAUGGUGUCAAGAAUGAAGUGGCAUCGGAGCCUGGAAGCCCUCUCAAAUUCUCUUCAGAGACAUAUGUGUAUCAAGACACAGGGGUGCAGUAUUCGCCGCCGCCAUCACCUACACUGCAUUGUCCAUCUAAAACUGACUCCUCGACCCAUGCUCCGGAUGAAAGUGAGAGUGAAAAAACUGGGUGUAUGUGUCAAAUGAAGAAUAGAAGUACAACACUCACCAUUGAUAUGGUAUCGGCUUCUUGUCAAACCGUCGGAGGCCUUCCCACACCUCCUUGGACACCUAAAUUAGACGAAGUCUACACGUCCAAACCGAUUUCGAUGGUCUCAUCUUCCAUGCAGACCGUUGAGGUUCCAGCUGUGGAAACAGUCGAACGGGGGGCCGCUGUGUCCGAUGUCGAGAUGAAUUCGUCGGGGCUCGAGAUCCCAAUGAUCGCAAUACACCCUCCUUGCUCCGAACCACCUUCUCCCCGGGGUAGCGUAAUGCUGCCGCCACAAACCAAGAGCGUCUCUUGCCAAGCCAAUCUUAGUUCUGGGGUCGAAUGUCGAACGAUUGGUGUUCAAACAGAGGUGAUAAGAAUUAGCCAACAGCCGAUAAAGUUACCGGCGAGCCUCCUCCCAUCAGCUAUACCAGACCUGCCGCUUUGCGAACUCACCGAGGAUUUUCCCGUUCAGCCGUACUGCCCACCGCCUCCGCGGUCCAAGAAGAGAGAAAGCAAGACUACUCCAAAAAUUGAGCCUCUUGAGACAGUGCAAGCUUAUCCAGGCAACAACGACAACGGACCUUUGGCUGAUGGAUUCGAAAAUGAGCUCAGGCGGCCGGUUCGCUCGAGUAGCCUCUUUGCUGGUUUUGAACAGGGAAGCGACGAUGAAGUACCAGACAAAGCUAACGACGCUCUCACUGAUGAUGAUCUUCUCAACCGGCCGUUUGCUUCUUAUACGCUCAAAAGAGGCAAGCUGGUCUCAACACAAUGUGGCCCAAGCUUGGAUGGAGGAGUUCUGGCCGAAAUCGAUGAGCAUAGGUUGGAGACAGAGGCUCGCUCCCCUGGCCUGCCUCUGGACUAUGAACCUAAAGAUAGGCCUGGGUCCUCUUGGAGUCAACGAAUGGGGCAGGGUCUGCGACAACAAAAUUUCCGCAAAGCAGCCAUGAUCUCCAAUGGAGCUGCAGCUCAUCAGAAGACCCGUGCUAGAAGUCCCAGUGAGACCGGUGUUGACAACGUUAGUGUGAGCGGGGCGUCCAAUAUUGCCCCUCCCAUUCCUGUGCCAAUCCGGCUCAGUUCAAGGAAAUUCCCCGCCCGUCGAGACGAUGGUCAGCAGAGUAUAACACCUCCCAAUGAUCGAAUGGUUCCCGAUCGCGGACGUACGCAGAUGAUGCGGCGUCCAACUCUCCGGCGCGUUCGGUCGGCGGCUGCGAUGACACAGAUAGAACGGCCUGAAAGCCGAUCUUCGCCCACGUCUAUUUCGACCUACAGUCCUGAUAGUCCACGGCACUCUGGUCUUCCGUACGAUGACAUCACAGCUCCUUCCGGAAGUCGAGCCAUCCAGCGGCGCUCAGCUUUUGUUCCUUCAGCAUCUCGCACCUUUCGGCAUGGACGACAAGAUUCUACCGCUACCUCUGUCCAGCCCACGAGCGUUGUCGAUGCUAUCGCACAAACCAUGGUCGGAGAAUGGAUGUACAAAUAUAUUAGGAGAAGGAGAUCGUUUGGGGGUGUUGGGGAGGCUAAAGAGAAUUGGCAAGGACGCAGUGCUGAUGAAGUGUCGGCGAACAUCACCAACAGCGGUGUCAGGCACAAGCGCUGGGUCUGGCUAGCACCGUACGAGCGAGCCGUAAUGUGGAGUAGCAAGCAGCCAACGAGCGGGCCAGCGCUGCUGGGCAAGAAUGGCCGCAAGUUGACCAUUCAGUCUGUUUUGGAUGUCAAGGACGAUAACCCGCUGCCAAAAGGAUCCAACGCACAGAGCCACUUUAAUCGAUCCAUUCUUAUUUUGACGCCGCAACGUGCCCUCAAGUUCACGGCUACGAGUGUUGAGCGACACUAUGUCUGGUUGACCGCAUUGUCCUUCCUGAGCCAUUCUCCUAGGGGGAUUCAUGAUCUGGCUGCCCUGCCUCCAGUGCCACAGGAUGAAGGCGCUGCACCUGCCCCGUCGCCUUCGCUUCGCCGCAACCCGAUCCGGGACUCGAUUCGGAUCGCCAAGGGUCGGCCCCGUCCCCGACCAAAGGCCAAGCGGUCUUUCCUCGGUCUGGUCGAACCCGUUCCUGAGCUUCCUACUGGGCUUGCGUCUACUCCGUCGAUGGAUGCUGCUGAUCCGCCGACGGUGCCACGGUUUUCGAAUCAUUCACGAAAGAGAAGCAACACUACGCCACGGAUACCGAUGAUUCGGAGCUUCUCCAGCCAGGGCUCAAUACCGUCAGUGGAAUCGACACGAGGCUCUUCAGAUACGUACAACGGUCCAACUUACGGGCCAGGACCACGCAGCACGCGGAGCAGCGGCAGCCGACGUACGUCGGAGACUAGCGCGAGAACUGGGAAUUUCUUUGACGCGAUCGGAACUGUUCGCAUGGAGGCAUUUAUCGAUCAAACGAAUAAGAACCCAGGGCCUCGGUCUGCCCGACACAGUCGGAAAGCAUCCAACGCAUGGAGCACAACCCAUGAUCCAGGUUCGCCCCAUGGCGUCGGUGGCGAGCCUAGCCCCCGUGUCGAUCCCUUUGUGGAAUUCUGAGCAAGCAGCGACAGCACUCUCCCUUCUUACCCUCUCGACUAGACGAUAGCAGUCUUCUACUGAUCGAUUCAUUGUAUGCACUGCUUUUCCCGAUUUCAGCGUGUCCUAUCUACGGGCGUCAUAGCGUCUUUGAUACCACCUCUUACCGCACUUUUCAAGAU